Molecule: messenger RNA, 1215 nt
Organism: Erythranthe guttata (spotted monkey flower)
Lineage: Eukaryota; Viridiplantae; Streptophyta; Magnoliopsida; Lamiales; Phrymaceae
Product: Coatomer epsilon subunit
Biological process (GO): retrograde vesicle-mediated transport, Golgi to endoplasmic reticulum; endoplasmic reticulum to Golgi vesicle-mediated transport; intra-Golgi vesicle-mediated transport
Cellular component (GO): COPI vesicle coat
Molecular function (GO): structural molecule activity; protein binding
Source: RefSeq, a predicted model, not a curated record
UUUGAUUCCAUAGCAUUCUGUAUUUUCCUUCCUUCUCAAGAUCUGAUCUUCACCGGAAAUUCAAUACAGAAAGUAUUAUUGAAAAAUGGCGGCGGCCGGAGGACCGGAUCUGUUGUUCGGAUUGAGGAACAAUUUUUACUUGGGAGCGUACCAGGCCGCGAUCAACAACAGCGAAAUCCCCAAUCUUUCCCAUGAUGAAAUCGUGGAGAGGGAUUCUCUUGUUUACCGCUCUUACAUCGCUCUCGGAAGCUACCAGCUUGUGAUAAAUGAGAUUGAUUCAUCUGCGGCGACCCCACUUCAGGCCGUGAAACUGCUAGCUUUGUAUCUCUCCGGCCCUGAAAACAAGGAAGCGGCUAUUUCGAGUCUCAAUGAGUGGUUAGGGGAUCCAGCCAUUGGAAACAACCCCAUAUUACGUCUUAUUGCAGGGAUUAUAUUCACGCACGAGCAAGAUUAUAACGAAGCUUUGAAGCAUACAAAUGCUGGAGGAACUAUGGAGCUGCAUGCUUUGAAUGUCCAAAUAUUUCUUAAGAUGCACCGAUCAGAUUACGCUGAGAAACAAUUGAGAGUCAUGCAAGGAAUAGACGAAGACCACACACUAACUCAACUCGCUAAUGCUUGGCUGAACUUGUCUGUGGGUGGUUCGAAAAUCCAGGAAGCAUAUCUUAUUUUCCAGGACUUCUCAGAGAAGUCUCAAGUUACUAGCUUGAUCCUUAAUGGAAAGGCUGUUUGCUGCAUGCACAAGGGUGAAUUUGAUGAAGCAGAAACACUUCUGCUCGAAGCCCUAAAUAAGGAUGCAAAGGAUCCAGAAACUCUUGCCAAUCUGAUUGUUUGCAGUCUUCACUUGGGGAAAGCUUCAACGCGCUACCUCAGCCAAUUGAAAUUGUCACACCCAGAUCACGUACUUGUGAAACGUGCAUCCACUGGGGAAGAGAGUUUCGACAGAGCAGUUCAAACAGUUGCAUGAUUAGAUUGCUGUUUGUUUGUCUUCUACUCCACCUCCUUAAAAAAGAAGAAGUAUAUUUUGGGUGUAAAACGACAUUUAAUCAUUUGGGUGUUCUCAUUUGUUUAAUUCUUACGAUUUUCUUGAAAACUGCAAGAGUUGACUUUUGAUGUUAGAUCUGCCGAAAAUCAGUUUAUAUUGAAUUUCAAGACUGGUAUAUGAUUCUGGCCUUAAGUAUAAUUGCUGGAUUUACUCUUUAACAGUUGUUUAUUAUC